UUACAGUUUGCUGGGGUAUAUAAGAACCUGUCACGGCUACUACUUGUGUCUUGCAAGUACACACUCUCUGAGUCCCUCGUGGAGGAAGAACUUCAGUAAUAUAUCGGAGACUUAGGAGAGUGAGAUGAGAAUUACGUGGGCGUGCUUGUGGAUGGGCGUGUUGGGCGUCUCCACCGCCACUAAUCUGAACAACUUGCCAGGCGAAGCAGCCGCGCAGGACGCCCAACCCUUCCAGCAAGACGCCCAACCCUUCCAGCAGGACGCCCAACCCUUCCAGCAGGACUCCCAACCCUUCCAGCAGGACGCCCAACCCUUCCAGCAGGACGCCCAGCCCUUCCAGCAAGACGUCCAAUCCUUCCAGCAGGACGCCCAACCCUUCCAGCAGGACGCCCAACUGGCCAAGGAUAAUGAAAAAAAUCAGACGGAGGGAGGUGCUGUCAGACCCUCGCCAGGAACCUCCGCCGCUAGGCCCAGAGACUGUGCUGACCAUCUGAUUCGUGGCUCCACCACAAGCGGCAUCUAUGAGGUCUACCCCUUCACAUGCACUUGCAGCCAGCCGGUGAAAGUGUGGUGUGACAUGGAGACAGACGGAGGCGGCUGGACCGUCUUCUUGAACCGCCAGAAGCAAACUACCCAGGAGAACUUUAACAGAACGUGGGCCGAGUACAAAGAGGGCUUUGGUAACCUCAGCGGGGAAUACUAUCUAGGUAACGAAUUCCUGUACAAACUGACGGCGAGACAAGACUUCGCCUUCCGUCUUGACUUGGAAUACCAGACUAGCGGAAAUAAAUACUACACUUACUCGAAUGUCAGAGUUGACAACGAAGCAAGCAGAUACAGGUUGACUUCACAUGGACACUCGUCUGGUACUGUGUCCAGCAACUGUUUCCACUUAGGCUAUUACGGCUUCACUACUUAUGACAAUUAUAACGUCAAUAGCAUUGGGAACUGCUCAUCAGCUAUAGGUGGCGGCUGGUGGUACUAUAGCGGCUGCCUCUACGGUAACCCUACGUCAUCUUACAACCAGGGCCUCAACUACACUUGCUAUUACUCCACUUCAAUUGUCACCAAGCUGCAGGUGAAGAUCAGACCCUCCGUCUGCGACACUGCCUCCAAGACUGUCUACAUCAACUCCAAGAACUGCAACAGCUGUCAGUCGUCUUAUAACUGAUACGAGAGCAGUGUGAAACAUGACCAUGUGAAACGUGACCACAAGCAACGAGCGUGAUGCACAACCAUGAGUGACUUAUGCACGACCAUGUGUGUAACGCACGACCACGAGUCAUUGAUGUCAGCUAGGCCUGUAUACCUUGUUCAUGUAUUUGUUUACCUUGUUCAUGUAUUUGUUUACCUUGUUCAUGUAUUUGUUUACCUUGUUCAUAUAUUUGUUUACCUUGUUCAUGUAUUUGUUUACCUUGUUCAUAUAUUUGUUUACCUUGUUCAUGUAUUUGUUUACCUUGUACAUGUACUUGUAUAUAUUGAACAUAAUAAUGUAACGCAUGACCACAAGUGUGACGCACGACCACGAGUGACAGUUAUGAAGCACAAACUGCAGUACCACUACAUCUUUCUCUCCUGGGAAGAAGUGUGGAAUAUCUUUCCAUUUUAACUCACAACUGGUAAAUGAACACGAAAUAACUGUUCGAGUAUGAACCAAAGAUUUGUUCCAGUUUCAGCACGUGAAAGAACAAAUCAGAAGAAGGAACACGAUCCAUUAGGUCCCACAACACCUGGACAACCCGGCUGAGAGAGAACAGUUUCUCUCACUGUCAGUUUUACUUUCAAUAAUUAUAAAUCAAGGUUACUGCAGCUGUUGUAUUGAAGCCAACCUAUUUGUUUUACUGAAUAUAUUGUAUUUGCAGCAUCCUACUUGGUUUUUAAUUCCCCCCUCAUUCUUUUAAGUUAGAAUGAACACGAGUAUGCAGAGGUCAUAACAACUCUGCGGUAAUCAUAAUAGUAGUUACAUGAGAAUCCAAAAAUUCCGAGAAUCUGCACUAACAAGAAGGUAUUUAUUGCCAACAGAAAGAGCAUAAUAGAUAUGUAAUCUAGACCGCUGUUUUCUUGUCCAUAGCUAUUACAACCCAGGGACAAUAAGGCCUGUUAUCCUGGGUGUAAAGGGGAGCAAGGAGCAGAACAAACACAGUUGAAUGACUUUGAAAUAUAUUUUCCCUCACCAAGAGUAAUGUGGAUAUUUACAGAUAUGUACACUAUAUACAGUUGGAAAAUGUAUGUGUACAACACGGUUUAGGCAAGGACAAGACACAGCCUGGAGACAGAAUGGACAACCGUGCUCAACCAGCUCUAGUAUGGAAAUGACAAGGGUGGACAGGCGGGUUGGUGCCCACAACAUCUCUGCGAUUGCCAGAACCAUCUUCUCAUUGGCUGAACCUUGGUAGUGAUCGAACGAUGGGGCCCCAUCGUUCGACCCUAGUACUGGUUCGCUGGUUGGGAGAUAGCCUUUCAAUGAGGGUGUGUACAUGCGCCAAUUAAAAGUUUCGUACUCUUUGCAUGCAACAAUAGCCAAGACAGUACUGAAGGUUGU
Messenger RNA from Cherax quadricarinatus, 2542 nucleotides. RefSeq names its product fibrinogen-like protein A. The record is from RefSeq and is a predicted model, not a curated record. Lineage: Eukaryota; Metazoa; Arthropoda; Malacostraca; Decapoda; Parastacidae.